Drepanopeziza brunnea f. sp. 'multigermtubi' MB_m1 is the source of this 432-nucleotide messenger RNA. RefSeq lists its product as uncharacterized. The record is from RefSeq and is a predicted model, not a curated record. NCBI's taxonomy places the organism in Eukaryota, Fungi, Ascomycota, Leotiomycetes, Helotiales, Drepanopezizaceae.
AUGACAAUGACUACAUCUCCGCUCACCCCGCCCAUAACGCCUCCAGUGCCUCCACCCUCUCGCUUCUGCUGCCUCCAAGUCCGGCUCCUCUGGGAGAAGUGCGGACACAUCGAGACCCUCACGAUUCACGAACUUCCAUGCAAAAAGCUCUAUCGCGGCUGGCUUCCGGAGACGUCGCCGUACCUGCAGGUCAAACCAUGCCCAGUCAUGACCAGACACCUCGCUCUGAAGCGUGCCAGGUGCGAGAGGUGUACCGAAGCGGUGGUGGCGCCGAAGCGAGCACUCUUUGGCUGGGGUAGUGUAGGGAAGAGAGACAGGUGUGGCGAGGUGGUUCCGAUUGCAGAGAUCGUUGCGAGGAGGACGGAGUGGAUUAAAGUGAUGGCUGCUCAGGCUGAGAGGAAUCGCAGGAGGGAUGGGGCGAGGAGGCUGUGA